UCUCCUGCUUACCGAACGAUAGUCAACGGUCUUUUUUUUUUUCCCUUGGAAAACGUGAUAUAAGAAAAGCUCCACACACCGGGACUGCCUACUGGAGAGAGCCCAUCACAGCCCGUGUCCCGCCCACAGCGCGCACCAUGCCAGACGGAAAAGUUCCAGAUACCCCCAUGGAGGUUCUGGUGGAUCUUCUAACAAAAGCUAAAGACAUAGCCACAGCUAAUGGGAGUGUCCCCACAGAGCUCUUAGACCAUCUUCAGCGAGCUCUGGACAUUGCCAGUGGACUAGAUGACUACCUGGAGAAGUUCACCACACCAGAAAGUGAACCCCUGGCUGAGCUAUACAAGAAAACUGUAACUCAUGACUGGGACCGUGUUCAUAAGGAGGGGAAGACUAAGUUCCGGCUUCCUAAAGAGUGCAUCACUGGACACGUUGAAGGUCAGACUCUGAAAACACUGGUGCACAUGAGUCAUGCCAGGCGAAUCCUGGAGAUUGGUAUGUUCACGGGCUAUGGAGCCCUCUCUAUGGCAGAGGCGCUUCCAGAUGAUGGCUGUUUGGUGGCUUUGGAGUUGGAGGCUUACCUAAAGGAAUUUUCACAACCUAUUUUUGACAAGUCUCCACAUGGAAAGAAGAUAAUUGUUAAAACUGGAUCUGCCAUAGCCACCCUUAAGGAAUUGGCAGAAGUGGGAGAACAGUUUGACAUGGUCUUCAUUGAUGCAGAUAAACCUAAUUACAUCAACUACUACAAGUUUAUCCUGGACUAUAAUCUGCUGAGAUUACGAGGUGUUAUAUGUGUGGACAACUCUCUCUUUAAAGCCAAAGUGUAUCUAAAAGACAUCACCGAUCAGAAUGCCUUGGCACUGCAGGAAUUCAAUGAUUUUGUCGCUCAAGAUCCACGUGUGGAACAAGUGAUUCUACCACUGCGAGAUGGGAUCACUGUUGUCCGCCGUGUUUCAGCUGCUGCUGAAAGCUCUAGGACUAAGGCUAACAUCACAGAUGACCAGGUGUUCCGUGGAGUGAUGGGAUGUUCUAUUUUGGAUCGAAUGCGUCUGGAUGGGAGGGUGGCCUAUGUGACUGGAGGGGGACAAGGCAUAGGCCGAGCUUUUGCCCACGCGCUGGGGGAGGCUGGGGCUAAAGUGGCUAUAAUCGAUAUUGACCCAAUCAAAGCUGACACUGUGGUCAAAGAAUUGAAUCUUAAAGGGAUCCACAGUAUGGCUAUCACAGCAGAUAUCAGUAAACCUGAAGAUGUCCAGAGGAUGAUAGACAGUAUCGUAUCCAAAUGGGGGACAGUGCACAUUGCCUGUAACAACGCAGGCAUCAAUAUGAACUCAGCCAGCGAGGACACCACUUUAGAGGAGUGGGACAGCACUUUCAGCGUCAACCUCAGAGGAACCUUUAUGUGCUGUCAGGCAGCCGGUCGGGUGAUGCUGAAGCAGAAAUAUGGCAAAAUCAUCAACACUGCCUCCAUGGCCAGUCUGAUCGUGCCUCAUCCACAGAAGCAGCUGUCUUAUAACACGUCAAAGGCUGGAGUGGUCAAACUUACUCAAACUCUGGGUACUGAGUGGAUUGACCGUGGAGUCUGUGUUAACUGUAUAUCACCGGGCAUCGUGGACACCCCUCUCAUCCACUCGGAGAGCCUGGAGCCCCUGGUGCAGCGCUGGCUGUCAGAUAUCCCUGCUGGUAGACUGGCUCAAGUGACAGACCUGCAAGCAGCGGUGGUCUUCUUGGCAUGUGACGCCUCCAACUACAUGACAGGGCAUAACUUAGUCAUAGAGGGUGGGCAAAGUCUGUGGUAGAGUCCUCACUAGAAGAUAUCAAAACUUUAGGCUUAGAAUUUGAAGCCUCGAAAAGGAAAAGCCUGGGAAAAGAAAAUCCCAAACCCAAUAGAUGCUUCUUUUAAAAGUUAGUUACACUACAAGCUUUGAUAAGAAUUCAUUUGCUGCAAAACACAUCUUUUUUUUAUAAAUUCCAUUGUUACUUACAGUGAGAAGUAACUGAAUACAUGUACUGGGAAUACACAUUCAGAAUACUAAUUGUGAGUAACAAUAUUCCAAGACUGUUACUUUCCUAAAAUCAAAGGAAUAGGUUACAAAUACUUUAGGCUUCAAACUGCACAGUGAUAGUGAAAAAAAUAGAAAACAGCACUCUUGACGUGAUUUUUCCUUCACCAGUUACAAUGACCACAAACAGUGAAAUAAAUCUGUCUUCCUAACACUAAUUUAAAUGCAACUUGAUGUAAAAGUAUUUGAUGUGUUCAGAAUUUAACCGAAUACAUGAUAAGAUACAUUUUAAGUCGCGUAUUCAGUAUUUGUAGCAAAAUACAUUUUCUGAAUUUUCUUCCCAUCACAUCCCUUACAAAUUGUUACAUUGAAAAUCUGAAAACUCUCACAGAUUUGUGUUCAAAGUUUUUUAUUUUGGUUUGUUCAAAAUGUAUUGCUGUAAAUGUGCAUAAUUAUCGACCAUUUGCACAAGCCAAAAAGAAGUGAUUAUUUAUGAAUUACUGAAAGGUCCCAUUCUCCUAUUUAAAUAUGUGAUUAAAGAUGAGAUUCAGAACAUUAUAUUAUGUUUACUGUUCUGAUAAUAAAAUGGUGUCAGGGUGUAUUAUAUGGCUAUUAAUGAGAAACACAGGUUCAUAUUUAUGCAUAUGUUUUGUGUUAGGUCAAGUAGUGUUUGAUUUGGCUCUCAUUUUUCAUGCAAAGAAUGAGCAUCAUGCUACAUAGAAAUGCUGUAAUAAACUGUUUCUUUCUGUGUUACAAAUGUGAUGGGCAGUGAAAUGUACAGAACAGGAUCCACAACAGCUCAAAACUUGAAGUAUUGAUACAGUGACAUAUUUAUUUGGUACAAUUCCAACAAUAACAAGUAUAUUUUCUUUUCUGUAUUAGAAUUAUGCGCUUCACUGUGUUUGUAGUUUACUGACAGUAUUUUAAAGUUUGCAACUACUGCACAAGUUUGCUUUUAACAAUAACUUCCCAUUAACUGUUACUUAAAGCAGUGGUGCUAAGAAUUGCAUGUGUGCCAUCUUCUAAUAAAUUACUAAAUAAUG
Molecule: messenger RNA, 3040 nt
Organism: Boleophthalmus pectinirostris (great blue-spotted mudskipper)
Lineage: Eukaryota; Metazoa; Chordata; Actinopteri; Gobiiformes; Gobiidae
Exons: 11
Coding region: 138-1793 (551 amino acids)
Molecular function (GO): oxidoreductase activity, acting on the CH-OH group of donors, NAD or NADP as acceptor; O-methyltransferase activity
Source: RefSeq, a predicted model, not a curated record